GUGAUUUGGCUAGUGCCGCAACAUGCCAUGAGCUGCUCGCACUGGCUGUUCGAAGAGUUGUGCGAAUGUGGCACGCUGGCGUUGGAGAAUCCGUGGCCAGCUAUUCCGCUGCUUACCCAUUCGAGCUAGUCACCCGCAUGGCCAGUGGUGCCGUCUCUGCUUUUCGUAGUCAGGCACCGGCCUUGCCUUUAGGAAGAUCCAGCAGCUAUGCCAUUAGUCGAAUUUUGCAGGGCUCUCUCGCCUAUAUUUUGGGCUCGGGGCUGUACCCAGGAUGUUUGCAUUGUGCCUCUGGUGACAACAGAAGUGAUGGCCCUUCUAGUGAGCCCGCUAGUCGGGCCAUUCCAGCUUGGCUAAAGGAGUUGAUUGAUGGAGAUCCUGGCAAAUUCGACAAAGUUGUCCAGUCAAGUAAGAUCAGUCGUAAUCCUGCAAGAUGGCUGCGCUUUCUGUUGACGCUUUGCGGUGAUAUUCAUCCUCACCCAGGUCCUCGUGCUCGCAGGGGGCCGAUGGAUCUUAGUGUGGGUUUUGUGAAGGAGACUUCUUCACGCAUGCAGAGGUGCGUGGAUGCUUUUCAACUUUGGUGCACCGAGUGGUUGCGAAUAAUUUUUUCAUCUUUGCUUCAGGAUAUGUCCUUGAUGGCUCAGAGCUUAUGGUUUGUAUUGUUUCGAGGAAGGUUUGCCUCGGUAUCUUUUUGUUUACACUUUGACUGGCGUGCAAGAGUUUUAUCCUUCAAUCCGAUCACAUCUCGGAAUUGCCUGGCAAAUAGACAAAAAGUGGCAGAUUCAUGAACCCGGACAGUGCAGAUCAGUGCUUCCUGCAAUGGCUGUCAAGGCCGCUUUGUGCUUGGAAACAAUGGGAUGCUGUGAUGAGCCGCUUGGGCAUUCCUCAUCGUCAGACAGAUCGGGGUGCAACUCCAGGGGUGCUGCGAGGCUCUGAUGCGACUUUUCUUUAUAGCACUUCUGAAGAUGUUUCUUGGGUGGCAUGGCGAGGUAGAUGGAGUCGUGUGAGAACUUUAGAGUAUUAUUUGCAGGAGGUUGGAGCUCAGCUGUUAGUCCACAGUCUAGAUCCUGUAUCAAAAAAAGAUGAUUGAAGAGUUUGCAACUUUUGCUUGGCCCGUGAUUCGUUCCUUGUGUCUUACAGAGUAGCCAAGUGGAAUUGAUCUGGCAAUGUGUGUUGUCUUCUUAGCUGAGACUGUAGAGAUGGCCACAGUCAGUCGUUCGAACUCCAUGGUGUCUUUCUUGUGACUGGCCUAACAUGGGCCUUGAAAAACGGGGCAGCUUCGAGAAAGCAGGCAAAACAGUGAG
Durusdinium trenchii is the source of this 1301-nucleotide messenger RNA. The record is from the annotation of a GenBank genome assembly. Lineage: Eukaryota; Dinophyceae; Suessiales; Symbiodiniaceae.